Messenger RNA from Colletotrichum destructivum, 4623 nucleotides. RefSeq names its product Putative AAA+ ATPase domain, ABC transporter type 1, transmembrane domain-containing protein. The transcript has 17 exons. Gene Ontology annotation, cellular component: membrane. Gene Ontology annotation, molecular function: ATP hydrolysis activity; ATP binding; ABC-type transporter activity. Gene Ontology annotation, biological process: transmembrane transport. NCBI's taxonomy places the organism in Eukaryota, Fungi, Ascomycota, Sordariomycetes, Glomerellales, Glomerellaceae. The record is from RefSeq and is a predicted model, not a curated record. The coding region runs from base 103 to 4413 and encodes 1436 amino acids.
UCGCACCAUCCUUUGUUUCCUCGCAAACCUAGUGCUCCAAAUUUCGCAGAUUCACCUAUCGGACCUUUGAGGCGGCCUCAUGUUGGCCAAGCCAAGCCCAUCAUGCAUCCUACAUCGCCUCAACUUUUGUCCAUUGCGGCUUCAGCCUUGUUUAUAUCCCUACUACCAAUCCGUCUGAUGAUGCUUCGUGCGGAACCGAUCAAGGUCGUUUCGGAGCACCGUGGUCAUGGCAAAUUGGCGAUUGCAAUCUUGCUAUCGGUGGUACAGUUGGCCACUCUGGUCACAAUAGCAUUUACGCCGGCAAAGGAUGACUUUCACCUUUUUUCUGCCGUUGCUUCUUUCGUAGCGUGCGUGGGCCUCUGUCCGUUACUGGCUCUCGAGCACACCCGCUCUGUCAAACCGUCAGAUCUCGGUAUCGUCUAUCUCCUGGUAUCUACAGCGUGCGACUUCGCCGAGCUGGGAACGGGACAGUAUGGAAAUACGACGUUGGAGGCUGUCACGCCGGGAAUAGUAAAUCUCUGCGUUAAGUUUGUGCUUCUCGUUGCCGAAAGUCGCGGCAAGAAACCGAUUUUGCGUGAUCCUCGAGGCCAGCAAUCCCCAGAAGAGCUGGCCAACAUUUUGGACAGAACGUUCUUUUGGUGGAUUAACCCCAUAUUGGCCCUUGGAAACCGUCACGUUCUCACCGAGGAGAAUCUUCCCCCGAUGGGCCACAUGCUGUCUUCGAAAGCACUGCGCCAACAAGCCUUGCGGGCUUGGGAUCAAAGAGCCAAGCCAGAAGGGAGGACAACACUCCCCAAGGUCCUUGCCCUCAGCAUGUUGCCACAGUUUCUGGCGCCGAUUAUCCCCCGACUUUUCCUCAUUGUCUUCCGCUACGCCCAACCAGUUCUCAUCAGCACCGCCAUCCGCUACAUGAGCGGGUCCUCCUCGGCCCAAUCCAUGGAAACAGGGCACUUGAUCAUUGCUAUGGCUGUUGUCAUCUAUGUUGGCUUGGCGAUGACCAGGGCCGUUUAUUACCACCGCUUGAAUCAGCUCAAGGUCAUGAUACGAGGCGCCGUUGUCGGUCUCAUCAACAACAAGUCGUUUAGCCAGAAAUCGAGCAACCACGACGACGGGAGAGCUGUGACAUUGAUCAGUACAGAUGCGGGAAACGUCGGCCAGGCCGCUUCAAUGUUCCACGAGACGUGGGCACAAGUCAUCGAAGUGUUGCUCGGUACGACUAUGUUGGCCCGAGAAGUUGGAUGGGUGUGUCUCGUUCCCUACGUCAUCAUCUUUUUCUGCUCCCGAAUGAGUCGACAUGUGGCCAAGCAUCUUCAAAGUAAGCAGAAGGAUUGGUCUAUGGCUACCCAAAAACGACUUGCCGUAACCACCUCGAUGCUUUCUUCCAUGAAAAGCUUAAAGAUGCUUGGGGUUGCUACGCACACGGAAUCGUUAGUCCAUGAUCUGCGACUUCAGGAGCUUAAAGCAGCUCAAAAAGUACGAUGGAUGAUGGUUGCCUACAAUGCGAGUGCAAACGCUCUCGGCAUAUUCACUCCCAUUAUCACGUUCGUGCUCUUUGUCCUCGUGGCAAGUCUCAAGGGCUCGGCACUCGAUGCUGAAACAGCAUUUACAACCACCGCGCUCCUCGGUUUGGUGACUCACCCUGCGAACAUGAUCAUGUCGAUUGUGCCGCAGGCGAUAGGCUCCUUGGCCGCGUUUGAGAGAAUCCAGGAUUACUUAUUACAGGCGCCCCGCAAUGAUCAGAGACUGGCAUUGAAAAAAACAGAAGACAGCCCUGAUGCAGUUUCGCCGGCAAUUUGCGUCGAGAACGUCACUAUUCAGAGUUCCCCAAUGUCACCUCCGAUUCUUACUAAUAUCAGUCUUGUCAUUGACAGAGGUUCGAUAGUCAUUUGCUCCGGACCGGUGGGAAGUGGUAAGACAACACUUGUCAAAUCCCUCAUGGGCGAGCUGCCCGCUGCUAGUGGAACCAUAUCGGUAUCUUCGAUGCGUGUAGGUUACUGUGAGCAGUCGCCUUGGCUGCCAAGUGGAACCCUCAGGGAAGCAGUUCGUGGCUUUUUGCCAGACGAACCAAGCUGGUACGAACAAGUCAUCCGCCUUUGCUGCCUCGAUGAGGAUCUUUCAGCACUUCCAAACGGAGACCAGACCAUGAUCGGAAGCCGAGGCUUGAAUCUUUCUGGAGGACAACGACAACGAGUGGCUCUUGCACGUGCUGUGUACGCCCGAUGUGAAAUGGUGUUUUUAGAUGAUAGUUUUAGUGCCCUCGACGGCAAGACUGAGAGUCGAAUCGUUGAAAAUCUUCUCGGUCCUACGGGCUUUUUCAAGAAUAUGGGGACGACUGUUUUUCUCGUGGCUAACUCCUCUACGCACUUUCAUCUGGCAGACAGUUUAGUUAUCUUGGACAACGGCACAGUGGCAUACCAAGGAACGUGGGCUGGCCUAACGCAAGACCCAGAGCAUGUUCUCAAACUUCAUAUUGGUGGAACGAAGAAGAAUAUCACCGAGGAAGACCCUAAAGUAGACAAGACCAUUCGGAGCCAGAGUCUCAAGGUAGACGAAGCCGCCUCCGACUUGAGCAGGGCGACGGGUGAUGUUUCACUCUACGGUUAUUAUCUCAGGGCUGUGGGAUUCCGAAACUUUCUCCUCCUUCUUGUAUGCACGUCGUCAUACUCGUUCUUCAUUACAUUUCCGCAGUACUGGCUCCAAAAAUGGACCGCAGCACCUGCCUCCCAGACCAUGUUCUAUGCCGGGGGGUACAUAAUCGUAUCUUUUCUCGCCUGGGCGUUCACAAACGGUUCGAUGUGGUCUACACAUAUCUGCAUCGCGCCCGAUUCGGGGGCAAACCUACACCGCCGUCUUCUUUCGACCAUCAUCAGUGCUCCGCUUUCGUAUUUCUCGACUACUGACACUGGAGUGAUAUUGAAUCGGUUGGUUAUAACCACAAGCGGGAAGUGCUACGUGCUAACUUGUCAUAGCUUCAGCCAAGAUAUUCAAUUGGUCGAUAGGCAGUUGCCGCCCGCCAUUUUGUCCAUCUCAAAUCAGGUCUUUAAGCUCUUAGUGCAGCUGAUUCUCCUCUUCAGUGCCCAGAAGUUGAUGGCAACGACGCUUCCGCUAUGCGUCGUAACGGUGUAUUUUGUACAAAGGAUCUACUUACGGACCUCACGGCAACUGCGGUUGCUUGACCUUGAGUCACAGUCGGCAGUGUACUCCAGCUUUCUUGAAUCGGUUGAAGGGGUUAGGACGAUUCGGGCAUUUGGCUGGGAGAGACAGGUCGAGGCUGCCAAUAUCCGCUCGCUCGACAAAUCUCAGCAGCCAGCCUAUAUCCUGUUUUGUCUACAGCAGUGGCUGGGCGUCGUCCUCGACCUCAUGGUCGCUGCGAUAGCCACCGGCCUGAUCGCUCUCGCCAUAUUCCUCAGAGGAACGACAACAGCCGGCCAGAUUGGUAUGGCACUGAACAUCGUCAUAGUCGCAAACGCGUCUCUGCUUGGCCUUGUCACCUCUUGGACCAAUAUGGAGAUAUCUUUAGGCGCCAUUUCUCGACUGAAAACCCUGGAAGCCGACACCCCGAAAGAGGGUAGCCCAUUAGAAGACUACGUGCCUGCGGGGGCUUGGCCAUCGUCAGGACUCGUCGAAUUGGACAGCGUCACAGUAUCAUAUAAUCCCGAAGCAGUAGCCCUACAGGAUGUUACCUUGAAGGUUUCUGAAGGCCAGCAGUUGGUUAUCUGUGGCCGGACUGGCAGUGGAAAGAGUACUUUAUUGCUUGCCCUUCUGCGUCUCCUCGAUGUACAAUCUGGAACCAUCAAGAUAGAUGGAGUUGAUCUGAGCUUGGUCCCAAGAGACCUGAUUCGACAAAGAUGCUUUAUAACAGUGUCCCAGGAUGCCUUUAUCCUAGGGCAGGCUAGUCUUCGCUUUAACCUAGAUCCUUCUGGAUCCCUUUCGAACGACACGAUCGUAGCGGCUCUCCAAAGAACUAGCAUGUGGUCUCAUUUCGAAGCGGGAGACUUCCCGCCAAAGGAGCUCCAUGAGAUCUUGGAAAGUCCCAUCUCCUCUUUGCCGCAAAUGUCAACGGGACAAUCCCAAUUAUUUGCGCUAGCUCGGGCUAUCCUCCGUCUUCAAUCUCUACGCGAAACGCCCAAUCUAUCAGGAGCUCAACCGGACGGCAGUCAUGUUAUGCCUAUCCUUCUACUCGAUGAGGCUACAUCGUCGCUUGACCCCGAGACAGAGGUUGCCAUGCGUGACAUCAUUCACCAGGAGUUCAUCGAGAAGGGCCAUACCGUAAUCGCAAUCACGCACAGACUGGGCGGCGUAACUGGCGACAUGCGGUCUGAUCGGGAUUUCGUCGCCUUGCUGUCAAAGGGGAAAAUCGAGAAAGUUGGUAGAGUGGAGGAUGUAUUAGGUACACUGGACUCGCAGAAGUAAACUAGGUCGGUGGGUGAAUCCCAUCUCGUCGUAAACGCUGCACUGACUGAAGGGCGCGUUCAUAAUUGUUGAUCUCACCGUCUCAAGGAUUCCAAGCACAUAGGACGACAUAAAGUCACGAUAAUAUAGUCAGCAAAACACUUGCUUCCGUAGACAUUCUGUCAUGAUUACCUGCCGACAGGUCGUGGAGUGUGAGCGGUUUGUAUUUCC